Molecule: messenger RNA, 1698 nt
Organism: Chanos chanos (milkfish)
Lineage: Eukaryota; Metazoa; Chordata; Actinopteri; Gonorynchiformes; Chanidae
Gene: nox1
Product: NADPH oxidase 1
Exons: 13
Coding region: 1-1698 (565 amino acids)
Biological process (GO): defense response; superoxide anion generation
Cellular component (GO): plasma membrane; NADPH oxidase complex
Molecular function (GO): superoxide-generating NAD(P)H oxidase activity
Source: RefSeq, a predicted model, not a curated record
AUGGGGAACUGGAUUAUCAAUCACGGAUUAACCGCCUUCAUACUGUUCUUAUGGAUGGGAAUCAACAUAUUCCUGUUUGUUUAUUUCUACUUUUUCUAUGAUUUGCCCGAUCGGUUUUUCUACACACGACACCUCUUGUCGUCAGCACUCGCCUGGGCCAGAGCUCCUGCUGCUGUUCUCAAUUUCAACUGUAUGCUCAUUUUGCUGCCAGUAUGCCGGAAUCUUCUAUCUCUCAUACGCGGCUCCUUUAUGUGCUGUGGAAGAACUAUGAGGAAACAGCUGGACAAAAAUUUGAGCUUUCACAAGCUGGUUGCCUACAUGAUUGGCUUGAUGACAGCUGUACACACUGUGGCCCAUUUGCUGAAUGUUGAGUGGUACAACAACAGCAUACGCGGUGAAUACGAUAGACUGAGCACUGCGCUCUCAAUGCUUGAAGAUGACCCCGAUGAUAACACCACAUACUUGAACCCUAUUCGUUCCAAUUCUACCACUCCCACCUAUUUCGUGUUCACCACUAUUGCUGGCCUCACUGGCGUUGUCAUUACUCUUGCUCUCAUACUCAUCAUCACUUCAUCCAUGGAGGUGAUUCGACGCAGCUACUUUGAGGUCUUCUGGUACACUCAUCACCUCUUUGUGAUUUUCUUUGCUGGGCUAGUCUUCCAUGGAGCUGGGCGCAUUGUGAGAAGUCAGACUGCGUCGAGCCUGGAAGAACACAAUAUCACUCUCUGCAAAGACCAACCUGAGAACUGGGGAAAGAUUCCAGAGUGUCCAAUUCCUCAGUUUGCAGGAGGGUUUCCACAGACCUGGAUGUGGGUGAUCGGUCCUAUGGUAAUCUAUUUAUUUGAGCGACUGCUGCGUUUCAUCCGCUACAUGCAGAAGGUCACAUAUCGCAAGAUUGUGAUGCACCCAUCCAAAGUGCUGGAACUGCAGUUGGUAAAAGCUGGGUUUAAGAUGGAGGUGGGACAGUAUGUCUUUUUGAACUGCCCAUCCAUUUCCCAGCUGGAAUGGCACCCUUUCACAAUGACAUCAGCUCCUGAGGAGGACUUCUUUAGUGUGCAUAUCCGUUCUGCAGGCGACUGGACAGAUAAACUCAUUGAGAUGGUGCAAAACCUCCCUGAGGGAGGCCAGGGACCCAAGAUGGGAGUGGAUGGGCCAUUUGGAACUGCUAGUGAAGAUGUAUUUGACUAUGAGGUUAGCAUGCUUGUGGGUGCUGGAAUUGGAGUGACCCCUUUCGCUUCCAUCUUGAAGUCCAUUUGGUACAAGUUCAAGGAUUCUAACCCCAAACUGCGCACCAGAAAGAUAUAUUUUUAUUGGCUGUGUCGCGAGACACAUGCCUUUGAGUGGUUUGCAGAUCUUCUACAGGUUCAGGAGAAAGAAAUGGAGGAGAGAGGCAUGGGAGACUUUCUUACAUAUAAACUCUACCUUACCGGUUGGGAUCAGAGUCAUGCAGCUCAUGCGAUGGUUCAUUUCGAUAAGGACACCGAUAUAAUCACCGGCCUCAAACAGAAGACUCAUUACGGAAGGCCUAACUGGGACAAGGAAUUUGAACAAGUCCGCAAAGAGAACCCCUCUUCGGUGGUUGGCACGUUCCUCUGUGGGCCAGCGGCUUUGGCGAAGGUCUUGGAGAAAAAAUGUGUUAAGUAUUCAGAUGUGGAUCCUCGGAGGACCAAGUUUUACUUCAACAAGGAGAAUUUCUAA